Misgurnus anguillicaudatus (oriental weatherfish) is the source of this 2103-nucleotide messenger RNA. NCBI's taxonomy places the organism in Eukaryota, Metazoa, Chordata, Actinopteri, Cypriniformes, Cobitidae. The record is from RefSeq and is a predicted model, not a curated record.
GCAAAAAGUGGGCGGGGCGCGUUACGUAAACAAACACUGGCAUGUUCGAGACGGGUCGUGCGUGCUAUUUUUUCACUGUAGCUCAGCUGAGCGUGACGCAGCGCGACGUACAGUUAUAGACGUCGGUGUCGGUUACACACUGAAGUCAUGAAGCCUCGUGUGUUAACGAUAAUUUCUUACUCACGGGCACAUUAAAAGACCAUCAGUUCCUGCGAUCAGCGACAGCGUCUCGGGACACGCACUGUCGAACCGGUGGCUUAUAUAUCAGCUCUAGUUACAAAGACACGGGUGAAUACUUCUUCAACAGCUGAAGGGCGCAAUGGUGGAUUAUUACGAUGUCCUGGGAGUGUCACGAAAUGCUUCUCCAGAUGACAUCAAGAAAGCUUACAGAAAACUGGCUCUGCGUUGGCACCCUGACAAGAACCCAGACAACAAGGAAGAGUCGGAGAGAAAAUUCAAGGAGAUAGCAGAGGCCUAUGAAGUUCUUUCAGACAAAAGCAAACGGGACGCUUUCGACAGAUACGGUAGUGCAGGCAUACCAAGUUCGGGAUCUGGUAGCUCAUUUGCUGAUGACUUCCCAGGAUUCACCUUUACAUUCCGCAAUCCAGAUGAGGUUUUUCGAGAGUUUUUUGGAGGGCAGGACCCAUUCGCUGACUUCUUUGAUGAUUUUCCAUUUGGAGGGCUGCACAGUGGAUUUCACAGCUCCUCCUCCAGGCUUGGACCUAGUCGCUUCUUCUCCUUUCCCUCAGCAAAUGUUGAUUUCACCUCCUUCUCUUCCAUGGGCGGGAUGGGCAGCAUUGGAGGAUCAAACUUUAAGUCUGUUUCUACUUCAACCCGCAUUGUCAAUGGAAAACGUAUCUCCACAAAAAAGGUCAACGAAAAUGGACAGGAGAGAACAGAGAUUGAGGAAGAUGGGGUUCUGAAAACUGUUCUCAUCAAUGGUGUGGAGGACGAGAUGGCUUUAGCUAUAGAACUGAGCCGUAGAGGAGAAACUAGACCAUCCCAACAACCACAGCUUCGCUCCACUCACGACACCCAACCAAACCCUGCCCAGCGCUCAUUCAGCGCCGCCCCUUUCUAUCACUGCCCCGAUGGCAGCGACGAUGAGGAGGACGAAGAGCUGCAGAUGGCCCUGGCCUGCAGCUUAUCAGAGAUGGAGGCCAAGCAGCGAGGAGAGGACAUGAUUUCAGGUGCUGGGAAAGGGAGGGUAAAGCAACCGGGGGGUGGGAAUAGGAGGGAUGCUACCCAGAAACCCAAAUAUGAAAGAGGAAAGACAGAUGUUUCAGCAGACAGCACCUCCUCAUCUUCAGAGAAUAGAGGGAUGGAAAAUGGGCUGGAUGAAAGCAUGCGUCCAGAAAAUGCUGUUGUGAAAGAAAAGAAAAAUGGAAAAAUUGUGGCCAAUGGGCCUGAUGUGAUAAAAAAGCGUAGGAAGUGUCAGUGUGUAGUUUGUUAAUAAGUCUGCACUGCAGUACUAAUGGUGUGUGUGUGUGUGUGUGUGUGUGUGUGUGAUGGUAGCAGUGUUGAUCUGUAGUGUGCUUGAUCGUACUGAAGUUUUGAACUGUGACCUGGCUUAAAGCUCUCUGUUUGUGGGGUCAGGGGGGCUUAUGAGAUUGCACAAGGAUGACAGUACUGAAUUUAUAUUUUCUUCCAGAAGUACUAUUAAUGGGUGCCAAUGUAUGUUUAUAUUCUACAUGGAGUGCUGCUCAUACACCAGCUAAUAAUACAAUAAUACAUAUAUACAGAUUUGUGUGGUUAAAAACUAGCAAUGAUAGAAGUAAGCAAUAUGGUUGAAAAAGAGAAUUACAGCAUCUUUAAACCAAACAUAAGAAAAAUAUAUUACCCUUAAGAUUUUCAUUUAGAUGAAAUAUAAGAUAUUGCUAUACACGUAUGAGCAUUGCUGCACUCUAUAUAUCACAAACUGGUGCAAUUGGUGCUUGUUUGGCAACUCAUUUCCAAUUUGCUUAGCAUUUAUUCAUUACAACAGAAGUUUUGUAUGAGGUCAGUGCUUCUGCAAAGGCCUGCAGGGACCUGAGUUACAGUAUCUUUAAGCACAGUCAUUUUGACGCUAUACAAAGAUGUACAUACAGGUUUAUCUGUACUGUA